This is a messenger RNA of Prunus avium (sweet cherry), 495 nucleotides long. NCBI's taxonomy places the organism in Eukaryota, Viridiplantae, Streptophyta, Magnoliopsida, Rosales, Rosaceae. The record is from RefSeq and is a predicted model, not a curated record.
AUGAUAUCUCCAGCAAAGAAAAUUUGGAAAUUGAAUGACGAUCUUCUACAACCUCCUCUGUCCACUCCAACGUUUCCCCACUGGCGCACCGAAAACUCCAUCGUGAAGGGAUGGCUCAACAAUUCUUUGGAGCAGAGCUUGAUUGGCAAUUUCAUUCGCUUUUUGACGGCAAAAGCAAUGUGGGAUGCAAUUGCCACGACCUAUUAUGAUGGCACUGACACCUUUAUGGUGUAUGAUCUGAAACGACGAGUCCCCCGUAUGCGACAAGCUGGUGGCUCCAUUGAAACCUAUUACAAUACUCUCCAAAGUUUGUGGAGAGAGAUUGAUUUCCGUCAUCCAAAUAUGAUGGAGUAUGAUAGUGAUAUCCAGCGCUAUAGUGAUAUUCUGCAAGAAGAUCGAGUUUACAUAUUUUUGGAUGGCCUUGAUGAUCAUCUUGAUGAGGCCCGAAGCGAUGUUCUUCACAUGACUUCGUUCCGCAUUGUGGACCAAGCUUAA